UCUAUCGUACAUAAAUCCCAGAAGUCCAAGCGCGUUAGCAUACAAAAUGGCGUCUCAACUCUGUCGAGCCGUCAGUAAAUUGCGGCCAGCAUUACUUGUCAAUCGUGGCGCUGUGGCUUUGCAAACUGGAAAUCGUAUGCUAAGUAAAGAUGAAAUGCCAGGACCCUAUCCAAGAACACCGGCGGAACGAGCCAGAGCUGCUAAGAAAUAUAACAUGAGAGUAGAGGAUUAUGAGCCAUAUCCGGAUGAUGGUACCGGAUGGGGUGACUAUCCUAAAUUAUCCUCAAAUCAUGUUAGUUCUAGAAGUAAUUGGGAUGAUUGGGAUUUCCCAGAAAUCAGGAGAAAUUACGGUGAUGUGUACCAUAUAGAUGAAGACAUCAUGUGGAGAAACAGACCAUUCUGGGACAAACAAACCAACCCACCAUUUAAAAUAAUGGCUGCACAGCUGUUUGGAUUCUUGACGGCAAUAGGAGUUCUCUUCUACCUUGGCAGCCGUUACAUUAAUUUCAGGCCUGUUGCACCAAAACAGUACCCGUACAAUAAUUUAUAUCUAGAAAAAGGAGGCGACCCAGAAAAGAUGCCAGAACCAGUCAAACAUUAUGAAUUUUAAAAUAAUUUUGUAAGAGAUGUAAAUAGGGUGUGACCAAUAGCGGAUCAUUUUUGAGUUUUGUUUAUUUUCUCAGAUAUUCUUAUUGUAGGUGGGUGUGAACAGCAGAUGAUUUUGUACCAUUUCACUAUAAUUCAGUAGAACAGGCACUGCUUCAAAGCAAUAGAAAAUGGCAGUUUGGGUAAAUCUCAAAGCAUUCAUAAUCCAUAAUUGAAAUUGUAACAUCAUUGGCAGAUAAAAUAUACUAUUGGACCAGCACAGUUAGUUGUUUUGUCAUUGAAUCAACAUACUUUAAGUUUAUCAGGGCUGCACAUCAAGUCCUAAUGCAAUGCAACCCCAUGUUAUUUUGAGUGAAAAGUGUACAUUGUCUUCCUGUUCCAUUCCGAGGUUUCAAACUAUGGCUGUGUUCAUAUUCGUCUGGUACAAAGUAGAGGUAAUCCAAAACGGAAGCUAACAGUACUGUAUUAUUUGAUAGGAAUGCUGCACAGCGUGUAAUGUUGACCUGUAGGGAAUUGUAAUACCAAGGUAAACGAUGUACGAUGUCAUCGCUUUAAGAACGACAUGUUUUGGGAAUAUAGAUACGUCAGUUUGCAUAAUUGUUAUGUAUUCACUUCAAGCGAUAUAGAGAUACAAAUUUGAAAUAAAAUCUCUGAAUGUGA
This is a messenger RNA of Saccoglossus kowalevskii, 1266 nucleotides long. Its product is annotated as NADH dehydrogenase [ubiquinone] 1 beta subcomplex subunit 8, mitochondrial-like. NCBI's taxonomy places the organism in Eukaryota, Metazoa, Hemichordata, Enteropneusta, Harrimaniidae. The record is from RefSeq and is a predicted model, not a curated record. Gene Ontology annotation, cellular component: respiratory chain complex I; mitochondrion.